GGCUCAUUUCAACAUGGCGGACGAGGGAGGAGGACUGGUGGUUGAGCCUCAAACGACUCAAACGCAAAAUUCAUCUUUGGUUAAGCACACUGGCGGCUGUCAUUGCGGAAAGGUUCGAUUUGAAGUGAUGGCUCCUGCUAUGUUACUUGUUUUGGAUUGCAAGUGAGUUCCUUAUGCAUGGUUCAAUUCUACCUGUUACCAUGCUCCCAACCCUAGGCACGCAGAAGGAGACAAUUACCUUACGGGCCCCUAGUCGUCCGCACAUUGUUUUGGGUACAACAUUUAGAUUAAAAUGCUGAUUUUAAUUUACUUGUUUGAUGCCAUUUUCAGCGGUCAUCCUUGGGGGGAGAGGGGGAAGUCGACCCUCGGGAACGCCAUGGGAAGAGGGUCGUGAAGGGGUGAAAUGGGAACUGGGAUUAGCCUUAUUGUGGACUGGGAAAAUGGGAUUUACUCACUGGGCCUGGGAUUUAGCUACUGGGAAUGGGAUGAACAAUUAUAAAAUGGGAAUGGGAUUUCUUUUCUUCAGCGGUCUUUGCUCCAAUAUUUUGAAAUAGAAAAAUAAAAUUUCGUAGCAAUAGACCUUGCACUCCUCAGUAGAGACCGUGAAAUCAGUAUUUUUCGUCUUCGCGCCGGCGGUCUAACUACCAGGCUUACACGGUUGCAUAGUUACGUUCUGUCAGUUUUCCUGGUCAGCGGACAAGUUCUGCAAGUUUACAUAUGGCGGGAAGAUAUUGUGAAGGGAAGAUAAAAAUGGCUUUGGAAAAGGUUUCUUCGCAAAAUGGUACUAGAAAUCAAGUACGUCAAUGCAAAUAAUGCCGUUAUACACACCGAAAAUUUGGUAACUGGGAUUUUGGCAAAAAUUAGCCUGGGAACUGGGAUUUGGGCCAAAUUUAGGCUGGGAACUGGGAUUUGGUACCCCCCUUCACGACCCUCUGGGAACCCGCCCCCGGCAAAUUUUGCACUAUGACUUUCACAAAUCCCUUGACACCUAAGAACAAGAUUUCGCGAUGAAAGAAAAUACCCUCUCACCUGGGGCAAUAAUAAUAUUGGUUCAAAUGAGUUAAAAGGCACAGCCGAUAUAACAAUACAUAAUACAACAACCUAGAAGAAAAAGUAUAGGGCUUGACUGAACUCCGAGGACAUGUCAUGAGGACAUGUCAUCCUUUACGUAACCAGCCUUAGCUGCGACACUUUUCCAUCUGCCAUGCCUCUGAAAAAUUCUAUCACUAACCCUGCUGUUGGAAGCCCUUGCCGCUCCUCCAGACCAGAAAGAGUGAGUCCCGUAAACAGAGGGAUCCGGAACUAUACUCUGCAGACUUUUUGCUAACUGACCCCUGAAGGUUGCAUAUGAGAUAUGCUUAUCAACUUGAACCAAUUUGUAGGACGACUUGGUUUUAACAAGUGGUUGGAAAAUAAAUUCACUAGAGUCAGGGCUGAUAUCUAAUUUCUUCACAUUCUCUUUGAGUAAGAAAACUGGGCAAACAUUCCCCUCAGAUUGAGCAAUAACCACUUCGUCACCUUGUCUAAGCUGAUCAAUCUUGCUUUUGUCUACUUUGACAGUCAUGAACCCUUCUUAAAAAACGAAUAUGACUCAUUCUAAUAUUACGAACCUCCUCAGAUCUGAAAAAACCCAGAUAGGAUAACACGUACAAACAAACGUUUCUAAGCUGCAGGACAUUAGACAAAUCUGCUCCUUCCUCUUCUCGCUUCUUUAGAAACUCCCACUUUCCCCCCCCCCUCCUAACACACCCCUCCCACCUCGUACUCUCUCAGGCUCCCACCCCACUGUCCCUUCCUCCACUAAGAUGAAAGGACCUUUUCAACAAAAUAAAAAUGGCUCUUUUUUCAAUUAUUUUUGGCUCUUUAACAGCUGCAGUAUUUGUACAAAGAAGCAGAACAAACAUUUUAUUGUCCCAGAGGAACAAUUUACAUUGCUACAGGUAUAACUAUAACAUACAUCAGUAUUCAUCAUUUAAUACCUCAGUCACAAUAAUCACUCCUUCCCCCUCCCCCACCCCUAUGGUUUAAAGAAAAGUAUAGUAUUAAGUGAAAAUUGAAUUUUGGGAGGAAAGGGGAAGGUAAAGCAAUUUGUGACUUGUGGCUUGAAUAACUUUGCAGAGACCCUGAUAAGUCAGUAGACAUGGUUUAAAAAUACAACUUAAGGGACUGGCAUUCCCUAUAGAUUCCUAUACCUUCACUAACAACAACUGGUAAAUUUGCUUCUGAGUCAAGUAUCCUUCUUGCUUUAACUUAACUCUGGCCCAAUUUUAGAUGCUUUUAGAAUAGUUUAUAUAGGUACACUGGCAUUGAUAUAAUGCAACAUGUGGGAGAAGGACCCUAGCUUCACAGUGUUAAUGAAAAGCAAAAAACUAUGUGCACAAAGUCACCUAAAUCAACAUUAAAAUUAUUGCCAGUUUGUGAAAUUCAUUUAAAAGCUGUUCCACGACUUAUUCUAGAGUGGAUGUCUUAUAGUUGGUGUUGUCUUCUAUUCCUUCAGGGCCAAGAUGAUUUAACUUGCUACACUUUCAAUACACAUCAGGCAAAGCACCUUUUCUGCAAUACAUGUGGAGUGCAAAGCUUCUACAGACCUCGUUCUAAUCCAGAUGGCUAUGGUGUCAUGCCACACUGUUUGGAUGUAGGAACAGUGAAAGAUAUAAAAGUCGAGUUUUGUGAUGGCCAAAACUGGGAAAAAUUCAUUGCCAACAAUCCUGAAAUCCAAGAACGGUCAAAGAAAAAGGACUAAAAGACAGCAAAAAUUAGGAACUAGGAGACUAUCUAAAUGUUAUUUAUCUCACUGGAAAUUUGUAGGAAAAAUUCACCAAUAAUAUUAUUGCAAUAGAUCUACAAAUUAUUGUUUAUAGAAGAACUUGUUC
This is a messenger RNA of Porites lobata, 2873 nucleotides long. The record is from the annotation of a GenBank genome assembly. NCBI's taxonomy places the organism in Eukaryota, Metazoa, Cnidaria, Anthozoa, Scleractinia, Poritidae.